Molecule: messenger RNA, 2519 nt
Organism: Callorhinus ursinus (northern fur seal)
Lineage: Eukaryota; Metazoa; Chordata; Mammalia; Carnivora; Otariidae
Source: RefSeq, a predicted model, not a curated record
UCAGAUAAGACCAGAGCCCCUAAAGAGCUAUGCGGACACCAAGGGAGUUUUGGCAGCUCCGGACUGGGCUAACAACAGCGUGCGGUACUGGAGGGAUCAGCACAUGCUCGGCAAGGAGAGGAGUCCAGAGUCACUCCACAAGGCUGCAUGGCAGGCUGCCACCACGGGAGGAAGGACAGUGGCCCCAGGGGGGGCGUCAGCGCAGGAGAACAGCACGCAGGCCCCCCCGGCCCAGGCCACAGCCCGCCCCACCCACAACGACACCAGAGCAGAGGCCAGCGUGGCCACCUCAGCUGAGCCGGCCCCACCGAGGGGUCAGGACAGGAAGGACACCGUGCUGGACACGCCGCCUCCGAGGGCCCAGGACGGGACGGCGGCCUCUGACGGGGCAGAGACACUGUCGCUGAGGAGUCAGGAUGCCAGGACCAUCAAAGGCAGGCAGGACCACAACAAGGAGCCCACAGCCACUAGGCCGGAGCCCCCGAACCCUCAGGGCAAAGUGCAGACCACAGCAAGGACACCCGUGCCGAAAAGUCAGGCCAAGGUGCUGACGAGGCCAGGAGCAGGGUCAACGGAGAGGACAAUGAAAGGAGUGACCACAGCGGUUGUCGCCCACCGGGAGACAGCCCGGGCCACGCCACCCUCCACCCCUUUCCAGAGCCGCAGCACACAGAGGAGUCCAAGUCUGCGGGCCACCAACUUCAAGUCUGAGCCCCGGUGGGACUUUGAGGAACAAUAUAGCUUUGACACGGGAGCCCUAAGAUCGACCUGCCCCGACUCAGUGAAGGUCAAGGCCUCCAAGUCACCCUGGCUCCAGAAACUCUUUCUGGCCAACCUCACCCUCUUCCUGGACUCCAGCCGCUUCAACCAGAGAGAGUGGGAGCGCCUGGAGCACUUCCCACCGCCCUUCGGCUUCAUGGAGCUCAACUACUCCUUGGUGCAGAAGGUGGUGACUCGCUUCCCUCCGGUGCCCCAGCAGCAGCUGCUCCUGGCUAGCCUCCCCGCUGGGAGCUCCCACUGCAUCACCUGUGCCGUGGUGGGCAACGGGGGCAUCCUGAACAACUCCCACAUGGGCCAGGAGAUCGACAACCAUGAUUACGUGUUCCGACUGAGCGGAGCCAUCACUAAGGGCUACGAACAGGAUGUGGGUACCCGGACGUCCUUCUACGGCUUCACUGCCUUCUCCAUAACGCAGUCUCUGCUUGUCUUGGGCCGGCGGGGUUUCCCGCACGUGCCCCUGGGGAAGGAUGUCCGCUACCUGCACUUCCUGGAGGGCACCCGAGACUAUGAGUGGCUGGAAGCGCUGCUUCUGAAUCAGACCCUCGUGAAAAGUAGGCUUUCCUGGUUCAGGCGCAGGCCCCAGGAGGCUUUCCGGGAAAGCUUGCAGCUGGACAGGUACCUGUUGCUGCACCCAGACGUAAUCCGUUACAUGAAGAACAGGUUUCUGAGGUCGAAGACCCUGAACUCUCGCCACUGGAGGAUCUACCGUCCCACCACGGGGGCCCUCCUGCUGCUCACGGCCCUUCAGCUCUGUGACCAGGUGAGCGCCUACGGCUUCAUCACCGAGGGCCACGAGCACUUUUCUGAUCACUACUAUGAUAAGUCCUGGAAACGAACGGUCUUUUACAUCAACCAUGACUUCCCGUUAGAGAGAACACUCUGGAAGCGGCUGCAUGAUGAAGGUGUAAUCCAGCUGUACCAGCGUCCCAUAAUUUCCAAACCAAAGAUGUGACUGGAGCCUGGGCGGCAGCAGUCUCUGUCCGUUUCAAGGCACAGGGCACGGUGGGAGUCUUGAGAUUCUACCACCAUUUUCCCAGGGCUCAGGCCAGGCUCCCGGCCCCUCCAGACUCCCCAGGGAACACUGGCAUCGAGGGGGAGACACUUUCAAGACGGCAAAUGACUGACUGAGGCUUUGGAGACCUUGGAAUGUUGCUUCGGGCUCUGUUCAAAGGAGGGAAGACUCCAGUCUUGAGACCAAGAAAUUUGAACUAAACGGGGUGAUGACCGUUCAAUACCGCAGAUCUCGGCUGAAUAUCACCCUUCACUGUCCAAAAGCUACCUGACACUGGCGGGGAAAAGUCUGAACCUAUAGAGACAUGUCUCUAUUUGGUUUCGAAUUCCAAAUCUUGUACUUAGCAGCUGAGAAAUCUUGAAGGCCUUACUUAAUUUCAUAGAGAUUGUCUAGAGGAACCUUCCUUCGGGGCUUACCUGAUUCUAGAAGGAUCUGCACCUUUGUCUUUGAGCUCUUUGACAACUCUCUGGGUUGCAGAAAACUGAUAGUAAUAAAAAUAAUUCUUGCCCAUGGAGAUGCAAAUAAAUCUUGUACAGUGAAGAUGCAAGUGACGAUUCCCCUGGGGGCAGUGACCUGUUUUGUACAUACAAGCAAAUUCAUGUUAGCGGUUCCGAUUGCCUGUAUGUGCGUCUGUACUCAGGGUUCUCCUUUGAACCAGUUUUUACAUCUUACUGGUUCCUUCAUUCAUUAAUACACUAAAUAAAAUCCUUGACAUGCGUUCAUUUUA